Molecule: messenger RNA, 477 nt
Organism: Malassezia pachydermatis
Lineage: Eukaryota; Fungi; Basidiomycota; Malasseziomycetes; Malasseziales; Malasseziaceae
Exons: 2
Coding region: 1-477 (158 amino acids)
Source: RefSeq, a predicted model, not a curated record
AUGCAACCUACACCGAUGCAGUUCUCCAAGACCCUGAUUGCCGGUGCCCUUUUCAUUGCUGGUGCUAACGCCUGGACCCGCACUGUGACGCAUGAUGUCACUGUGACGGCCAGCGUUGCCUCGUCGGACACCCCCUGUGCCACUACUACGGAGGUUGUCACUGUGACUCCCUCGGAGACGGAGUGCACUGAGUGCUCGACUCUGACUGUGAAGAGCACCAAGACGCUGUCGCCGACCUCGGGUCACACCCACACGACGGUGGUGACGACGACUGUGUCGCCUUCGUCGUCGUCGUCGUCGUCGUCUGCCUCGUCGUCGUCUAGCGCUGCUGCUUCGUCGUCGUCUGCCUCGUCGUCGUCAUCAAGCGCUGCUCCUACUGCUGCGCCGUCGACGAUUACUACCACCAUCAGUGGGUUCAUGCAUGAAAUCUUUGCACAGAUUCGUUACCAGAAGCCCUUAUUGGCUCUGCCUACUUAA